AUGGCAGUGGGAAUGGGGGGCUUGGCGGAGUACCUGUGGCUGCUGCUGCCCCUCCUGGGGGGGCUUCUGGUGGUGCCAGCGGAGGACGAGACGUCGGUGGUGGUCUUCGCGCAGCGCGGCCGGAGCUCGGCGGCGGGGGGCCCCGGCGAGUUCAUGUACGAGGUCAACGGCGACGAGGUCUUCCACGUGGACCCGCAGCGCCAGAAGGCCGUCUGGCGGCUGCCCCGCUUCCAGCAGUUCGCCGCCGUCCAGGCCGAGGGGGCCCAGGGGGCCCUGGGCGUGGUCCGCCGCAACCUGGACACCCUCAUGCGCCUCUCCAACCACACCCCGGCCCAGAACGUCCCCCCAAAGGUGACGGUGUACCCGGAGAUGCCGGUGGCCCUGGGGGAGCCCAACGUGCUCGUCUGCCUGGCGAACGAGUUCUCGCCCCCGGUGAUCAGUCUGACCUGGCUGAAGAAUGGGCAGGAGGUGAAGGACCGGGUGGAGGAGACGGACUUCUACCCCAGCACAGACUAUUCCUUCCGCAAGUUCUCCUACCUGACCUUCAUCCCUGAGGCCGAGGACAUCUACUACUGCCGAGUGGAGCACUGGGGGCUGGCCCAGCCCCUCACCAGGGAGUGGAAUGCUGACAUGGAUGAGCCCCUCCCGGAGACAGCGGAGAACAUGGUGUGUGGCCUGGGCCUGGUCGUGGGCAUCAUGGGCAUCAUUGUGGGCAUCGUCUUCACCAUCAAGAGCCGGCAGAUGAAUGAGGCCAACUUACGCCGGAGGCCGAUGUGA
Euleptes europaea (tarantolino) is the source of this 777-nucleotide messenger RNA. Its product is annotated as mamu class II histocompatibility antigen, DR alpha chain-like. The coding region runs from base 1 to 777 and encodes 258 amino acids. Gene Ontology annotation, biological process: positive regulation of T cell activation; peptide antigen assembly with MHC class II protein complex; antigen processing and presentation of exogenous peptide antigen via MHC class II. Gene Ontology annotation, cellular component: membrane; MHC class II protein complex. Gene Ontology annotation, molecular function: MHC class II protein complex binding. The record is from RefSeq and is a predicted model, not a curated record. Lineage: Eukaryota; Metazoa; Chordata; Lepidosauria; Squamata; Sphaerodactylidae. The transcript has 4 exons.